AUGAACUAUGAUUCAAGCUCUUCUAGUUCAGGUUCUGAGUUUUUUAAUUACAUGGUUCAAGAUUACAUAGAAUGGAGUCAGUCCGUUGAUGCUGAGCAACAAAAUGAAGAAGAAAUUGUACCUUGCACUAGAAAUUUUGUGCGUAGGGAACAUGAGGAAGCUCAUGAAAAAUUGUUUCAUGAUUAUUUCAGCAACGAACCUCUAUACCCCGAGAAUAUUUUUCGUCGUAGGUUUCGUAUGCAUAAGCAUGUUUUCCUUCGUAUUGUCGAAGGUGUAACGAUUCAAGAUGAUAAAUUUUUUAAGCAAAAACCAGAUGCUACUGGAAGGAUGGGGGCAUCUAAACUACAAAAAUGCACAGCGGCUAUCAGGAUGUUGGCAUAG
Messenger RNA from Beta vulgaris subsp. vulgaris (sugar beet), 381 nucleotides. RefSeq lists its product as uncharacterized. The transcript has a single exon. Bases 1 to 381 code for a protein of 126 amino acids. The record is from RefSeq and is a predicted model, not a curated record. NCBI's taxonomy places the organism in Eukaryota, Viridiplantae, Streptophyta, Magnoliopsida, Caryophyllales, Amaranthaceae.